This is a messenger RNA of Didymodactylos carnosus, 1224 nucleotides long. Lineage: Eukaryota; Metazoa; Rotifera; Eurotatoria; Philodinida; Philodinidae. The record is from the annotation of a GenBank genome assembly.
CAGAUUCCGGGGGCCAUUUUUCGAAAAAAUCGACUUUUGAGCCUGUUCUAUUGCAGUUAGCGCAUGAUUCAAAUCAAAAUUAAAUAUCAAUUCCUAGAUAACUCGACGAGGGCUACAAGACUAGCAUGCUUAAAUCUUGCCAGAAAAAAGUUCUGUAAAAAGUGGGCGGAGCUGCAUGGACGUACCCAUACAAUAUUGAGUAUGUGACUGAAUUACUGAGAAAAUUUCAAUAAAGUAAAUAAUAAUGAUACUAGUUUAUCUAAUAUAACAACGAUAUGUUCACAAGCAAAUGAAUAACUAGCUACUUUAUUGAAGAAUUUGAAUGAUUUUGUGAAUAACAGUCAUGAACAAAAUGAACAACAGCCAUUUGUUCUUGCAUUUCUUGAAAGUAUCAUAAAGAAUCUAAGUCGAUCUAAAAACAAUUACAAAUACAAUGAAUAUGUCCAACGAUUUGCAACAGCACUGUAUGUACUAGCUGGUAGCAAUACGUACGAACUUAUACGUAUUAAUUUACCUGGUGCUUUACCAUCUAUUAGUGCUCUGGAGCACUAUAAUAAAAAUAUUGAUCUAAAAAUGAAUGAGUGUCACUUUCGUUUUGAUCGAUUGACAGAACAUCUUGAUACAAUUAAUUCGAAGAAUUCCUUUGUUGGUUUUAUACCUUCUCAUCACAAGGGAAUACCACAAACUUCUUCUUACCAAACCGAUGACUUUCAACAACUACAAGAACGGUUUAUGACAAUCGAUAAAUCAUCACUAAUCAACGUUCACAUGGUGGAGCCGUUGUUGCCGUCCUUAACAACCACGACAGUAACAAUGCCUACACAAUCAUCUAAAUCAAGGCCAUUUCUUUUAGCUGCUUAUGGGACAGAUACUAAGUCAAUCGCCAUCGAUAUACUUCGUCGAUGGAUCUACAUUUAUGAACGAUGUAAAUUGAAUGAUAUACGUAUAAUUGGUUACUCAGCUGAUUGUGCUGGUAAAUAUUUGAAAGCGAUGCGACUUACAAACGAGUCUUUUAGUCGUUUACCAAAUAUCAAUCUGAUUGAUAUUUACCAUAAUGAUCUGUUUGAAAUUGAUCUACCACAUAAAUGGAAAACAUGGUUUUAUCUGAGACCAAAACAAUUGUUUCUUUGCUUUCAAGAUGGAAUACAUUUGGCAAAAAAAAUUCGUAAUCGUUUAUUAUCUAAACAUGCACAAUUAUUUAUAGGAAAGCAGUCUGUUGAUUGA